This is a messenger RNA of Branchiostoma floridae (Florida lancelet), 2016 nucleotides long. RefSeq lists its product as uncharacterized. The record is from RefSeq and is a predicted model, not a curated record. Lineage: Eukaryota; Metazoa; Chordata; Leptocardii; Amphioxiformes; Branchiostomatidae. Gene Ontology annotation, biological process: TRAIL-activated apoptotic signaling pathway; positive regulation of extrinsic apoptotic signaling pathway. Gene Ontology annotation, cellular component: CD95 death-inducing signaling complex; cytoplasm. Bases 118 to 2016 code for a protein of 632 amino acids. Gene Ontology annotation, molecular function: death receptor binding; caspase binding. The transcript is spliced from 10 exons.
AUAGCAAAACAGGAUCCAACAGCCACGACUGGACAGCAUAUAGGAAGGGUACGGAUAAAACAAGAGGAACAGCAGACCAAAGAGAAGAUCAGACAGGCAGAACAGAAACUUGAACAGAUGCAGCAUCACAGUGAGAUUCAGGAGGCCAUGGUCAGCAGCCUUCGUGCAGAGGUCACAAGGUUACGGGACAAGGACGAGCGGGCACAGAAGGUCCUGCUGGACCACAAGCAGGAGAUACAGCAGCAGAUGGAACAGCAGACCAAAGAGAAGAUCAGACAGGCAGAACAGAAACUUGAACAGAUGCAGCACCACAGUAAGAUUCAGGAGGCCAUGGUCAACAGUCUUCAUGCAGAGGUCACCGGGUUAAGGGAAAAGGGCGAGCGGGCACAGAAGGUCCUGCUGGACCACAAGCAGGAGAUACAGCAGCUUCAGGAGGCUAAUGUUUCCAUGGCAACCCGUCUGGAAAACUUUGUAGAGGAGAACGAGAAGCUCAGAAGUCACGUCGUGCUUCUUGGGGGCGAACAACAUGCUGACGAACAGACGACUGUGGUAUUGGAGCGGACCAUCCUGAUGUUCACUGAAACCGUCCUGCGGAAGUUCAGACAGAGCAAACCAAACCUACAGGAGACAGAACUGGNCUGCUUCAGCAGUAUGAAACUCAUAUUCCCGAACCUUGUCCGUUUUACAGAGAGCAACCUGCUGACCAAGCUGAGCUGCAGACUUGGUUCUGACUGGCGGCGGCUGGGAGCUGCGAUGGGGAUCCCACAGUCACGACUGGACAGCAUACAGGCAGGGUACAGCAACGCCAUCCAGCGGGCCUGCAAUGUACUGACGGUCUGGAUGGGUGAAGGGGACCACGGACUUCCGCACGACCUCAAGCAGCUGGAGACAGUCUUAAGAGACUUGGACAGGGCUGAUCUCUUAGACAUUGUGAAAACUGCCUGUAAGGAGUACAUAAAGGAGAUGCCGGAGGUGGAGGUGGAACCCGAGGCUUCUGUGGAUGAGCAGGGAGUUACGACAUGGUCUGUCCAACUGCCCGGCCGGGGGAAGUAUGUGUGCAAACAAACCGACCUGGGGGUCGUUACCCCCUGCCCUGUCCAGCUGACCUACAGGACAGUGAACCCGUCUGAGCACUGGCCGGAGAACGAGGACUGGGAGCUGAUUGGUCCGCUCUUCCACAUCCAGUGUAACCAUGGCGACGGCGUACCCGUGGAGCUCCUCCUGCCGCACAUCCUGGACCUGACACAGGAGGAUGGGAGUGCUCUCACCACGGAUGAGGCCAAGGCUGCCCAAGUUGUGGCGGGAAACACAACACUUCACCCUGCUGACGUCACGCCUACCCACGUCAUCACCAGGCAUGAGAAGGGAAGUUUGUGGGCUCCUGUGCUGCAGAAAGUCCGAGCCCUCAUCUGGCCCAGGAGGGGUCUACUCACGCUGUUUAAAACGUCUAUCACUCAGAACGCUGUGGACGUGAAGGCUCACAUCGUCUCAAACACGAAGGACAUUGUCCAGGCAUUGAAGGAAGACAUGUCCCAGCUUGACCCCAAGUUCUACUGGUGGGACUCCAUCACCUGCCCGGGUCUCCGGCCACACCAGAUCUACUGUCUGCAGGCGGCAGUGGAGGACGGAACCCUGGACCUUGCUGACCCGGAGCCCCCUAACGGACUGGAGUAUGAAGACACUCUCGACUACAACAGGAUCUACCCGUCAUUCCACAUGACGGUCCAGAGACAUCCGGACAGUGACGUAGCCAAAUACUUUGACAAAGUCGUUGAUGGAGCCAGUUCCAAUUGGGACAACUUGGCCCGAGAGCUGAAAUUCACCCCCAACCAGAUAGAUGGCAUAGCUGAUAAGAGACCUGACCAAGACAGGAGAUGUAGGGAGAUGCUGAGGAUGUGGAGAGACAAGGUCGGAGAAGCUGCUACUCUUCAGGUCCUGAAAGAGGCUCUCAUCCAAAUCGACCAACGGUACCUUUCAGAAACGUUGGAGGACUCAUCAGAAUCUUCGGACAACUAG